UUAUACUUAUUUAUAUUUUUAUGUCUCACUGACUGAGAACACAAUAGAUUUUGUUUUAAAUUUUAAGUAAGAAUAAAUACAUCGCCAAUUCAUUAGUCGUUCGCAUUAAGGUCAAAAUGAUCGUCGUAAAGUUUCUGCUGUUACCAUUGUUCUGUCUGUACGUUGAAUGCACUUCAGCGGUGUUUCCUAGUUUUAUUCAUCCCAAGUAUAUAUCGGACAACUGGACUUUUCUUAGGAAUGUUAUUAAGUCACUGGAGCUAGAUGAAAUAGCUAAGCCCAGUUUCGUGAUGAGUCCAUUCUCACUGGAAAUCGUCAUGAUGAUGCUUCGUCAUGGCGCAGAAGGAGACACUUUGGACGAGCUUGAAGACGCCAUCGGUUUACACAGAUUCAUCACAGAAAAGGGCCACCGCCACGGCUUUACACGUUCAUUGCUGGAUGAGUUCAAAACGCUAAGUAGAGAAAACGUAACAAUCUACGCAGCAAAUCGUGUUUUCUUGGAGCAACAAUUCGAAGCUGAUCCAAAAUACCUCAAAGAAGUAAACGGCUGGUACGACCUAGAAGUGAAACCGAUGAGCUUUGCAAAGCCAGUUGCAGCAGCUAAAGAAAUCAACGAUUGGGUUGCAAGGAAGACCAAACUGAAGAUCCAGAACUUGCUUCAGCCUACAGAUCUAUAUCUACCCAGAUUGGUUUUGGUCAACGCGUUGUACUUCAGCGGACGAUGGAUGAACCCUUUCGAGCACCAUCUAACGCAUGACCGAACAUUUUACUCAAUUGACGGCGUUAGCGAAAAGAAGAUGUCAUUCAUGCAGCAGGUUCAGACGGUGUCGAGCGCCUAUAGUGAUAAUCUGCAAGCGAGAAUCGUCGAUCUGCCUUUUGUUAGCGAGAAAGUAUCGAUGACGAUUCUGUUAACUGAUGAAAGAAACGGUUUGAGGAAUAUAUGGGAACAGAUAUCGGAUUAUGCUGAUUACCUUUGGAAGUUGGACGACGAUAUUCUCCAGCCCACUUACGCUAUAGUUACCAUUCCAAAAUUCAGGAUUGAGUUCAGCCUAGACGGCAUACCUUUAUUAAAAAGUGUAGGUAUAACAUUAAUAAACAUUAUAAAAACUACUCAAAAAUGGUUCAAACAAGAGUUGUAGGGUUUUGAGAGGGCAAAACGAUGGUGAACUUGACCACGGCCGUCAAGGUCAUUUCAAGGUCAAGUAAGUAUUUCUCCAUUUUAUACCAGAAUUGAAAAUAGGAGGAAAUUUUACGUUCGAACAUGAUAUUGACCUUGAAAAUUACCAUGACCUUUCAAGGUCAGAUAAAAAUGUUGAAAAUAUUGCACACCACAGUUGUAGAGUUUGUAGGGAUCACCCAAACGUGACCUUAACCGUGGGUCAAAUCAAAUUUUUUGCAGCAAACCUUACAUUUUUAUGAUAAAAUUGGAAAAAAGCAGAAAAUUUUACAGUCGACUAACUUCAAGGUCAUAUCAGGAUUAAAUGUUUAUAAGGAAACCCGUUCAUUUUUAUGGCUAAAUAGCAGGUAUUAAGAAAUUUUAUAUGUAAGUUUUAAAUUAUAUCUUGGCCUUGAAGGUCACCUUUAGGUGACUACCACAAAUCUCACAACUGUGCUGUUGAAAAUUUGUACUAGAGCAAAUUGCUUUCAACGUCUUAAAUUGACCUUGAAAAGGCCUUGAUGUCAAACUCAAAAUUUUCUCUACAAUUGCUGUGUAAAAAAGAAGCGGUUACAUCAGAAAAUAUUGACUUGACCUUGGAAUGUCCUUCAAAUUUGAGGUCAAGGUCACGAUCAUUUUACCCCUUCGAAAACCUAAAACAUUAUGUCUAGGAUGCUUAGUUUUAGAAAUAUCUAGGUGCCAGUUCCAUCUUUUUCCGCAUAAGUAAAUAACACAGAAAAGUGUCAUUGCUUCUGUUCGCUCGUCACUACAACUUCCAGACAUUUACGUCCCGCUGGCCAAUAGGGGUGUGCGGAUUUUAACUUGACGCGCUAGUAUUUGUAGAUGAGAUUUGAAUACAAAAAAAAUCGACUUUGGACUUUGACAUCUACAUAACUUUUUUGUAGAUGGGAAUUCGCAGAAUCUUCGACGAAGAUCUCGCGGAGCUGGAUAGAAUGUCAAAAGACCGCCUGUAUGUUAGCGCCGUCAAACAAAAAUCUUUCAUAGACGUCAAUGAGUGGGGAGUAGAUGCAGCUGCUGCUGCAGCUACAAAGAAGGCAGUACCAGUAGCCUUCUACCCGGAACCAGAACCAAUCGAAUUUUUGGCAGAUCAUCCAUUUAUCUUCACGAUAAGGAAGAAACCAGAAAAUGAAGUCUUAUUCAUAGGAAUAUACGGAGGGUAAUGAUGCUGCUAUACAGUUUGGUCAUUCGAUAUCAGAAAAGUUAUAAAUAAAGUAUAAGUUUUAUUCUACA
Molecule: messenger RNA, 2404 nt
Organism: Acanthoscelides obtectus
Lineage: Eukaryota; Metazoa; Arthropoda; Insecta; Coleoptera; Chrysomelidae
Source: the annotation of a GenBank genome assembly